GUUAGCUCAGGGCCAAUCUUCCUCAGAAAAAAGAGGAGAUUAGUAGGAGUUAGCUCAGGGCUAAUCUUCCUCAAAAAAAAAAAAGUAAAUAAAUUGCUUGUCUAGGGAAAGUUAGGACUCCAGUUGUGGAAACCUGCCGUGAAGAAAGCGGACUCACUAAAAUAGAUGGUGCGAUCGGGUGAACGUCUUCAGCGCAUGAGGAAUUAAAGGCACUAGAAACUUGAGGAAAAUUAAAGGUUACACAAUAAAGUUAUGGUUCAGAAAUGAAGUAAAGUAAAAUUUAGAAUGAUUUUUAAGUAUUGAUAAGUGAUAACAUGAAGGAAAUGUAGUUUCCUUAAUCUUGACGCUGGGAACCUUUUGCUUUGAGCGCUCUUCGGGCCAUGGUGUUGACCCCAUGGAACAGAAAAGGUGCUCCCUGCACUCAUUGAGCGCCUAGCAGUAGACAAUAUGUCGUAGUCAUGGUAAAGUAAACAGAACACUAGGGUCACAACUUUUCAGAAGAACCUGGGUUCAAAGCAUGGCAACUUGGUUUUGAAGGAUAAAAUCUAAACUUUUAAUAUAUAAUAAAAAGGUAUAGCUGGCAGAAAGUCAGGUGUGAAAGGGAGGGGGAAAUUGGAGAAAAAUAAUUAGGAGCUAAUACUUUGCUCCAUCAUUUUACAAAGUGAGAAAGUCAGAGAAAAGUAUUUCAGAGCUGAUAUCCUCAUCUUGCAAAGCGGGAUGUCCACAAAUGCAGUCUGAAGUUGAUGGAAUCAAAAAAGAGGUCUAAGUGUAUUAUUUAAAGAUACAAAUGUAAUCAAGGUAUAUGUAAUGAAAAUCCCUUUCAUUCAGACCUUUGCUCAAAUAUAAUGAAAGAUCCUCUCAGUCAGAUCUUUGCUCAAAUGUCAUGCUAUCUAAAAUUGCAACCCUCCUGCCCCACCCCACACUCUGUGCCACUUACCUGCUUCAUUUUACUCCACUGCACUUAACCAUUAUGUGACGUGCUGUGUAUUUUUCUGAUAUGUUUGUUCAUUGGCUCUCCCUUCCUCCCCUAGUAGGAUGUUAGCUCAAGGAGGGGAAGGAAUUUUUUGCCCUUUCUUUCUUGUUACUGUGUCCCCAAUACCUUUCCAUAGUUGUUGGUCCUUAAAUACUUGCUGCAGGGAUGAAUAAAGGAAUGAAUGACCAUAUCUCAGUAGGAAGUGAGUGGAGUGGUAUAAAUUAAAUCUUUGUCUAGUAUGUUAGGAUUUGAAAGUUAGUAAUUCAAGCUGAUAAAUCAAGAUGUUCAGAGCUCAUAAACAAGUGUUACAGAUGCAGCCUCCGGAAAAACUAGGAAGCAGAGCUGGGAAGAAGUUGCCUCCGGGGGUUGGAAACUGCCCAGGAGGCUUUGCUUUUCUGUACCAGCUCUUCAGCACGACUUGAUCUGUUACAAUGUGAAUGUGUAUAAAACACAAACACCGAGAGGUCCCAAAGCUUUGAGUUGAUUCUUGUAGCUCAGUGCACUGUUCAGAACCUGCUUGCCUGACCUGUGUACCGCUCCCGUGUUUCCGGGAGACCAUGGGGCCCUAAACCACCUCAGCGCUUUCCGGAGCCUCAGCGGACCCUCCGGAGUCUCAGCUCCCUUGACUGGAUUUUCUCGGCGGCCCGUGACACCGCCUCUUCACUCUUGCCGGCACUGCAGUUCUUCGCGCUGGCCAGCAGCCCCCAAGCACAGCGCUCAUUUCUCUGACCUUCUUCCUGGGGCUCAGUGAGUCUAGAUUUCUUAGCUGGUUCCGAUUCCUUUACAGAGCAUGUUCAUCUUCUUGGGGUCCCUAAAGGAUGCCAGACCUGAGAAACUGACCUUAUGUUUCGGAAUUGUGGGAUUUUACUUUUUUCUGUUUUGUUAAGAGCUUUAUCUUCUUUUUUUCUGAUUAUGAAGUAAAUAUACAUGAGGCAUGGUAUAGAAAUUCCACUAUAAAAAUCUAUAGUAAAAAUUCCUCAUAAUCCUAUUCCCCACAGAUAACAAUUGUUCUUUAAGACUUGUUUUACAUCCACAAUCUUUACAAAGAGAGAGCGCGCACUGCACACGCUAUUCUACAGCCCAUGUGCUCACUUUAUCGUCUCCGUCUUCCAGCCGCCCUGCAUAAGGAUCAACCUCCUUCUGUUUAACAGUUGCAUGCUCUUAGCUUAUCUGAUGUCCUGGUCACGCUUCUUAGUUGUGGACAUGAAGGAGUUUAGGCAUGGAGUAGUAUAUAUAGCUCACAGAAUUGUUGGAAGAAUGGAAGAAAAGUUUCAAGAUAAGCCUUCCGGAAAAAUGCCCCAAAGUUUCACCGCAGGUCUGGGCUACCAAGGGAGGCGCUGCCAUUGCCACAAUCAGGAAACCAGCAGAGCCGGGCGGACCCCUCGUCCCCGUCGGGACAGGACGGCUCCCUGUGACCGGGACGCGGCUGCUGGCCCCGCCGGCCCCGCCGACCCCGCCUCCCGCGGUCCUGCAGCCUUGCGGGGGGGCGCUGCCUCUGCCACAGGGAACUGCAGAGCUGGGCGGACCCCGCGCCCCCCACGGGUCAGGACGCCGCCUGUGACCGGGACGCUGCUGCUGGCCCCACGCCCCGCGCCUCCCGCCGUCCUGCAGCCGUGCGGGGGGCGCUGCCCUCCCGGUGGCUCCGAGUCAGCCUCCCGCGAGCACGUGGAUGAGGGAGCCCGGGCGGUCCACUUGCCGGCCGUCCCGCCUCUGCGGUGGGAGGAGACGCCGGUGUCGGCAGAGCCAGGCGGGAGUGUCCACCCGGUGAGGGUGCACCGCGGUUUGUUCACGGCGUUUGUAAACACCACUGCAGAGCGACAUCGUUGUCCCCAUGGAAUCACAAGGAUUUAUGAAAAUGCUGGCCUGUCUUGCCCCACAACUGAAUAUUUGGAAAAAUACCCUCCGUAUGGCAGUGCUCUUCCACCUCAGAGUCUUAAGCCCAAGCAGGAAUUUCGAGCAGGCCGUGGUAAAAUGGAAGGAAUGACAACAUUUAAAUGAUUAUAGAGCUUGGGACAUUCAGAAAACUGAACUUUAUAAACCAGAACAAACUUACUCUCCCCCUGCUGUGAAAUUUGGAAAUUCAA
Messenger RNA from Equus caballus (horse), 3057 nucleotides. NCBI's taxonomy places the organism in Eukaryota, Metazoa, Chordata, Mammalia, Perissodactyla, Equidae. The record is from RefSeq and is a predicted model, not a curated record.